CGUAGAGACGUAUCGUACCUGCGCUGGCGACUCUCUUGGCCUGAAAGUUUGGCAAAAGCAGAGAUAACGGAUAAAUAAACAUACUUUUUUACGAUUUGUGCAAGUAUUGAAGUUAUAGUAAAGUGUUUCGGCGGAUUUUAAAUUUGUGUUAUCUUCAGAUUUUAUGUGUGUUUACGUGAGUUUCGUGAUAAUUAUAAUUCUUUGGACUUAGUUGGCGCUGGCAUUGGGUUCUGAAGUCAGCUGAAGGAAGCUUUCUCUUGCGGGUUGGCUUACAGUCAGCGGAAAGAGGUCACAUUAAAAACAUCGUACAAGUACCUACUUGGAACUGGGUGUGAGCCCAGAUACGGUGUGUGUAGUUUUAUGUAAUCGUAAUAAUACUUUUGAAGCGUACGAUGUCAAGUGGAAUUUUGUGAAGUAUCUUGUUAUGUUGUGUGCCCUUCACGGAUUUAAUUAAGUGUACAAAUUUUUCCGAAGAAUAGUGAAGUGUUUGCUGCGCAAGUUACUUUAUCAUUGUUAUGAUCAGCCAACAAGUGACCAGUGUCUUCAUUUAGUGGAUUGUAAACUUUUUGGAUUUCAAACAUUCCCAUGGCAAGUGUGGUGGAAAUUACAAGGUGGGAGACAUGAACGCAUCCCCGCAUAGUCACUCGCAUCAAGCAGGGUAGCUCUUAUAAGACGGUGCGCAACCGAAGUGCAGAUUAUGGACUACGGUUUCAAUAAUGUAUUCGAAGGGACGCGCCAGUAUUUCAUGGGGCUACCUAAACAGGCUCAGGCCGAGGGCAGCGGGCAGCCUGUCUGGCCGACGAGCGCGCCGCCGCCGGAAGAAGGAGCGCCCGCCCAGUCAGGAGCUCCCGCGCCGUCUUCUCGCCCGCCUUCUGCCGCCGCCGCGCCGCCUUCCACACCCGGGCCUACGGUGAUUGCGCCGCCGCCACGCCCGUCCCGCCCCCCUUCGGAACCUAUCGAGCCCGAGCCCCACAUAAUUCACAAAGCGACUGUGAUGCGCGAGGCAGCCGAGAAGAGACGAGAAAUGCCAGAUCCGGAAGAUGAAGAAGAGCCGAUGGGAGCGUUAUCACCGCCGUCGCACAUCAUUCGCAAGCCUACUCCGCGUACGCUGCCGUCCCCGGCGCCUGCACCCGCUGCGCCCUGUCCGUCUCCGGCGCGACCGCCCUCAACGGCGCCUCUCGCCCGGCCGACAUCGUCUGAACCUCAAAUAGAACAACAUGGGCAAUAUCGAUCGUCUAUUCAACGGGUGCAAACUCCAACGGCGAGGCCGCCGGAUCAAUAUACGCCGAGCAGACCGCCCGAUCCUUAUUCAUCUUCACGCCCUCCAGAAUCAUUCGCCCGAUUUCCGUACGAACCGACAGUACACGAUGGCGGUCGAAAUUCACACGGCCCGCCGGUGGCGUCGCCACAACCUAUCCCCGCACGACACAGUCCAACGACUUAUGCGAGGCUGUCCAGCGUCAUGCCACAGCAUGCCGUUGCUCGUUUACGUGAGUCUGCCGUCCAGAGCCCACCGUCAGCCCGCUAUUCUAUGCAACCGGCUCAGGCUCCGCCGCCGCACAACGAUCGUGUCCCACCGAUACAUCAUCCGCAGGCGCCGCCUCCUGCACAGAGGGCCGCCAUUGAAGGACGCUCCGCUCAAGCUUACCUGCCUCCGGUUCAUCGUCGUGAAUCGUCCUUGCCGCGUACAUCUCAUUACGAUAGGCAUCCAUCGAUACCCGCGCGGAAGUAUGAUCCUCAACAAGCAUAUCCAGGCUACAGACCCAGUCCUUCAACGCAAAAUCAUCGCGUCGAGGCGCUCCCUCAGUACAAGCAUAGUAGGCCAGAAGGUUUGAAUACACAUUUCGCAGUGAGACCUUCGGAACGCGCCCAGACUCAACCUCAACCGUUGGGCAAUGAGCCCACACGAAUACAGCCGCGAAUUGAUUUUCACGGGAAAAGUAGAUCUGUCGAUACUAGACCGAGUUACCAUUAUCCCUCACCGUCGACAUCUCAUGUAAGAUAUGCGCCUAGUGCACCAGUGCCGACCAUUCAUCAUAACACUUCACUCCAACCGAGAACAUCAUACCGAACGGUGGCCGUCGCCAAGACAAAUUAUAAUUAUUCGCCAGUGAAUCAAGUUCAGAGUUCACCCUCUCGUUCUUCAGUAAAGGCCGGCUAUAGUAAUCAACAAGCAAGAAUGACGGUUUCUGUGACGUCUAUAGUGAAUGAAUUGAACCAGACUAAAAGAGAGUCCCCUCUUGAUUUAUCCGUAAAAACUGUUAAAAACUCAGCCGACUCUUCUACGACUCAAGAUGAUGCAAUUGAUUCCGCGUCUUAUGAAAGUAAAUCGCUUCCAUUGCAACCGCGACCUACUUCCAGUAGCCGCCAAGUGCCGCCUUUACCGGGUUAUGUUGUAUCUCAUAAAGUUGAUUUUGCACCUGACUUUAAUCAAUAUAGAGAUAGAAAUACGAAUCAUAAUUGCGCUACUCCUCCACAACCAGUGCGCUACAACGGAACUUACGAGACUGCAAGACCUGUUGCUGAAAGAAUAGCGUAUCCUGUAGAAUCUCGCCAUCAACAUUACACCGAUCGUAGUAAAUAUAAUGGCCCCGUUCAGCCUAGGACAGAUUAUGUUCCUAGAAUAGACCUCACAAGAUCAGUUGCCGAUGAAAGACAGAUGGAAAGAGCUCGAGAAGAUCCCCAAAUUGUAAUGGAAGAACGAAAACGUCCAGCUGGACCUAUUGUAAGCAACAUUCCGGAAAAAUUAGUAAGAUAUGAAACAUGGACUUCAGAUAGCCGGAUAGAACGUAUGAGCCAAUCGGCACGUGAACAGCAUGAGCUAAUGAGUCGACCUGUGUAUAGUUACAGUAGUCAUAAAAGAUUUGAGGCGUAUCAAAAUGAUCAAAAAAGAGUUACAGCAUCAAACAUGUAUCGUGAUCAUCAUCCUCACACAACACAAAGGCACAGUCGUACCGUAUAUCCAGAAAAAGUUAAUCGCGAUAUCAGUGAUUAUCAAGCUCACUACCACGAUAGAGUUCCGUCUAGUAGCCGUCAUGUAAUACAGAAAAUUCCGAGCCAUAAAGAUGUACACCCCCAACAUUUAGAUGUGCAAAACGGUCCUGCAAAUAAGAGCGUUUUGAGUAUAUUAAGAAAUAGUUUAGAAACUAAACAAACAGGAUAUGUCGAAACGACAAGGCCUAUUCGACAGAUAUCCGAUGUAAUUGUCCUUGAUGACGUAGAUGAUUCUGUUAUAGAAAUUACAGAUUUAACUAAAGACGGUGAACAGGAACCGACGAAUAAAAAUGAUCCGAAAAUUCAGUCUAAUCAAAAUAAUUCCUUACUUGAUCAUCAUAUACAAAUGCCAAAGGCUGUAGACUCUUUCGCCCGUGAUUCUGAUUAUCAAAAGUGCGAUAACUCUGAACCAAAAAGUAAAUCGCCUGAAAACGACGUCGCCGCUAGAAUACGCACAAAAGCGGAAUUAAAAGUAAUGCCUCCGUCUCAAGAUAGCAAUCAAAAACAAGACAAAUCGUCUGAUUCUGAUUCCGAAAAGGUAAAAUUACUUCCCAAAUCUCAGAAACAACACCUUUUCAAUCAGAUUAGAGAAGAUAACUUACGAUUAGAAUCAGUGAUAAAAAAUGAAAAACCAAAUGAUGAAUUUAUUGCUGAAGUAAAAGCAGAGCCUAUGAAUAUUGAUGAGAUAGAAAAGGAUGCUGUAGCUUCAAUUAAGUCGGAAAAUAUUUUAAGGGGCUUAGAACCUGAAAAUUUAGUACCUCUAGACCAGUCAUCACCUGAAGACUUAGACUGGGCUAGUGCUUGUGAUAGUUUCAUGGAACAACUAAAAACAGGUUGUUCGAGGAAAAAAAUAAAUAGAAAACGCAAUGACACUCUAGAUCAUGAAACUGAAAUGAAAAUUCCAAAAGUUGUAAAACUAGGAACAGACGAAAGUACCUCGGAUCAAACUGAAAUUAAUACCACGACCGUUAUUGAAAUUAAGCAGGAACCCAUUGAUGAGGAUGAGAAAAUAGAAACUGAAACGAGCAUUGAAACUGGGCAAGACCUCAUUACUGAAAUACCUAAUGAAAUUGAAAAUAAUGAAAGUGUCGAAAAUAAAGAUAAAAAAGACGACGAGAAAGCACCUAAAUCCAAAACACAAGGGAAAAAUAAAACAAAACUAGAAAAAAAAGAUACCUUACCGACAUCUUCUGCAACACCCGUCAAAAAUGAUAGCCUCCCAUCAAAAGUGGUCAUAAAAGAAGAAAUGGAUUCAACAGAUGAAGACGAACCAUUGAUAAAAAGUAAAAUAAUGAAAGAAAAAGUCCAGAGAGAACUUAAAUACCAAAUGUUAAAGGAUUUAUCAGAAAAAUCUGUGUACGUAAAGCUGGAGUGUUGCGAUGAGCAAGUCAGCGGGAAUAGUAGAAAAUCUACUGAAAGCAUACCUAAAGAAAAAGUUGAAAAACAAGCUAAGGGAAAGACCACUAGGCUCAUAUCCAAAACAAAAGGCAAAACAUCGGUUGCUGAAAGUAAAAAUGAGAAACGAAAUGAUAUUUCUAGUUCUGAUAGUGACGAUGAUGUGAGUGUUGCAAGUAGACUUCGUAUGCGUAAAGUCAAUAAAACUGAUGACAACAAAAACGAAAUAACAAACAAAACUCCCACUAAGUCAUCUCCAUCAAAGAAAUUAGAUACAAGCAGUGCGAGCAAUAGUUCAACUCCAAUUCGUAAACCUGGUUUUGGAGAUGGCUCUAAUUUUCAUCCCGGAUGGGAAGACGAACUUUACAAAUACAAAAGAUCUCUCCGCAUGCCUACGAGGCUUAUAGCUAUACCUCGGGGACGAUCUGGAGAGCCAUUUGCUAAAGGCUCAGCUAAUUUAUUUACGCGAGGUUCGACUUCACUUCCAGAUUUAGAUCCAGUUCCACUGUCACCCGCUCCGUCAUCCUCUCAAUCGGCAGCGACGGAUGAUCUAUAUGGUAGACGCCCUGAUAAAAUGAAUUUGGAUAGUGACUUAGAUUCAAAUUCGAGUUGUUCCGCACCUAAUCGCCUCCAAUAUGACUCGGAGGCUUCAACAUCUACUGUUUUCUCUUCGUGUAAAGUCAAAAAGAAGUCUAGCUCUAUUGUCGAUGUUCUCAUACAAAAAUAUGGGAAAAAGGAAGAAACGAAGAAAAAAUAUAAAGAUAAAGAUGAAAAAAACGCUAAGAUUAUUCAAAAAAAUUCAAAUGUUUCAGAAUUACUAGCAACCCCAAGUUUGGGCCUAGUAAAAAAUGGCAGCAAAGGCAACCUGAGUGCAAAGAAAGAAAAACUAAUGGAAGAUAUAUUUUAUUUGGGAGCAUUCAGAAAAGAAACUGUUACGGCAUUUAGACAUGCCUUUAUCAAGAACACCGAUGGGUUACUUGGUACUACGGAGGAAUUUACGCCAAUGGUACUACAAACUAGAACAAGAACCGAGAGCCGUGUGCUGAAACAACGAGCUACAAUAAAAGAGGUGUUCGGAGACGAGAGACCGGCCUCAGCGCCGCCGACCUCCUGCAGGCAGGAGGAAGUAGUAGAGCCGCAACAAGAAAAAGUCGUCGAAGUUAAAAAAGAAUCUGAACCUAAACCAAAAUUGAAGCCAAGGAAAAUAGCGAAAGAAAAGAUGAAACGUAGAUCUAGCUCAAUACGAGAUGGCUUGAGAAGUACUAAGUCUUUGAAACGUAACGAUGCUAAAGGUCGUAUGCUACGGUUAAAAAAGAGAAAUAAUUUGAUGAAAACAUUCAAUGCUAAACGGAAAGAAUCCAACGCUAAUAAAGUUAAGAAAGAGAAAAGUCCGACGCCGGAAAACAAAGACAACUCAAAAGAAGAAAAUGGUACUCCCGAAACUGCAGAGACUAACACAAAGCGAAAAUUUAAACGUUUAUUUGGAAGAAGAAAAUUUAGCUCCGGAUUUGAUUACAUUCGGAAAAAGAAGAAAAUGAUAAGAAAAGAUGACAAUAAUUGCAACAAAAUACGUCGACCGGCGCCUAAGCCGAGUCCAGAGUCCGUCCAUGAUAUACAGAAGGAGAUUAAAAGUUGGUUUAUUAAUAAAAGUAUUGGAGAAACACACCUGCAUAGAGCCGCCAGACUUGGCUUUACUGAUUGCGUCGCAUACUGCCUGGAGAAAAUGGAGGCAGACCCCUCGGCGAAGGACAACGCGGGCUUCACGCCGCUACACGUGGCCGCCGCUAGGGGGCACGUGCGCAUCGCGCGCCUGUUGCUGCAGUACGGCGCCAACGUGUCCGCCGCCGCGCAGGGGGGCAUUAGACCAUUACACGAGGCGUCCGAGAACUGUCACGUGGAAGUGAUCCGGCUACUCCUAUCGUACGGCGCAGACCCGCUGCUGGGCACGUACGCAGGGCAGACACCGGGCGAGCUGGCGGAGGGAAGCGCCGCACUGCUGCUGCGCCUGCAUGUCGCUGACGUACAGGGGCAAGCGCUGGAGCCCUGGCGAUUCCCACCGCUCACUGAACCCAUCGACUGCGAGGAGCUGGGCUGCGACCCGCUGCAGUCUCCACCACCCGCGACAUCGCCGCCGCCCACUGACACCACUGUCGAGAUCCAAACGACGGACGCGCCGCUGCCGCCCUUUUACAGCCUGCGCUCUGCCGCCGGACAACCUGUGGACGGCCUCUGGUGUCUGCUGCAAGACAUCGCCAAUGUCUUACAGAUAAAAUCAAAAGAUAGUCUGCUGAAACAAAUACACUGCGGGUCCGGAUCCCCGAAGGAGUUACUACGCGAGAUUCGAACCCAAGAGUUCUUAGAGAGAGCGCAGUGCCACCAACUGCUGUGCGCCGGGGAGAAGGUCAACGUGCGAGCCUCCAAAGUUGCCCUCAUUAGGGUCACCGACAAGCUUCGACAGCUCCUCAAAAUAGAGACCGUACUCGUUAGCUGAUAUUAGAUAAAUGCCGCUUAAUUAUGUGUUCAUAGUGUGCAUUAUUGUAGACUCAUUCAAUUUAACCUUAAUUAUUGAACACAAACUAAAAAUUAAGGGAUUUCUAUAACUUAAUCGAUUUAACUAAAGAAACUUGAAAAGUACUGCAUAACACAUGAAACACCAAACUUUAUAAACAAGAUUUUUAUAAAACAAUAGUUCCAAGCAAUCAAGUUUGUUGUUACAAUAAAAGAACAUACAAGUAUAAUAUAUUUUGUAGAUUAAUGUGCUUUUUAUAUAGUUAUUUUGUUGUACAAAAAUGCAUAAUACACAUUUUACAUAUAACAAUAAUUCCACAAGAUCUUGAAACCGAGCUGAUUUGACUGAUUUAUUGUAAUGAACAAGAUUGUACCUCAUGUAGGUAACAAACAAAGAAUAUUCGAUUUAUGAGACUGUAUAAUUUAAGGCAGCCAUUAUGUAUUCAUGUUACUUUGCUUUGAGUGUGAAAGAGAGGUUGUAUUUACUCUCAAAUAUGUAAAUUAUGUAUAUAAUUGUAAAUAGUUUAAAUGUCGCUUAUGUAUGAUAUUCUCAUGGGUGCUAUUUAAUGUUGGUGUAUGGGUUAGUUGUUAGUUAAAUAAAGUGCAUCAGCACGGUAGUGUAAUUAUGAAAUUAAAUUAAUGAGAUAUAGUUACCAUAAUGUUAUUUAAGUGUUUAGCAUAAUUUGAUCUGUGUGUGCAAUAGGAGGCGUGGGUAGAUGAUUUUAUUUGUAUAACAGAGAUGGGCCCGCACAUGGUUGGAUACAACUCGGGCAUGAUAACUUGAGAGUCAGUCUAUAACCUAAACCCAUCAUGAUCUAAACUGAUUGGAUACUUUUCACGAUGCUACGACGUCAUUGGACUACUAUACUAUACUAUCAUUUACACACAAGUACUACAAAUAAAUUUAUUUAUUCUUUUUUAUAUUUAACAUAGAAACAACUGUCCGGAAAUGCUAAAUUUGCAAUAUUCUUCAAAAUACUGUGCUAAAAUAUUAAGAUCUCAUAUUUUCUGAUACAACAAUGAGUGUGUUGAACCAUUAAUCAAAUCGUAAAUGCAAUUCUGUGUAUGUAAAAAGAUCUGUAAUAUGCAAAUAGUAAAAGUUACUAUGUCCGUUGGUAUCACAUAUAUAAAUUAAUUGUUGUGUACUGUUAAUAAUAUUGUUUGCACUAUAUCAUACAUGUUUUGAGAUUAUGUUAGGGAAUAUUUUUUCUAUCUUCUAUUAUUUAGUGAGUACAUUUUUUUUUGUUCAUUGUUAUGUUUGCCAAUAUUUGUCUACCCGAAAUACGUUUUAUUAUUGUACAAUUAUUUACAAUAAUUAGAAUGUCAAUUUAUGUUUUAUUAUUUAUACAAUGCUGUAAAUGAAUUAGGAAAAAUUUAUGAAAAAAAAUAAUAUGCAUAUCGCAAAAAAUAUCUAUUAACAUUGUAAAUAAUACGAUCGAAAUUAUUUUCUAACUUAUUCAGAAGUGAUAUCUUGUCUUAUAACUGCCGGUUACGUCCUACCCGCAACGCGUAUAUUACGGCAUUUACUUAGUGUGUAAUAUACAAAUAACAUUUUUGGAACAUUGUAUAAAUUAAGCAGUUUUUAUUUUAUAUUCCGCAUUUGAGACCACCUCAUAUCCGCCCUAUAUUUCUUAAUGGAGACAAAAAAAAACGAACAAGUACAUGAUAAAUCUGUGAUGAAAUAAUAUUAGGGAGAUAAUCUUGUGCGCGGAAAUGGUUUGAAGAUAAUAAAUUAUAAAGAUGUAUACAAUCACAAUGCCUCUCCGUUGUUAGCAGUACAUACAGUGUAAGUAUUAUUAAUAAUUAUUGACACAAUACUUGUUGGUAACAUGAAAAUAAAAAAAGUGAUCAAUU
Molecule: messenger RNA, 8751 nt
Organism: Papilio xuthus (Asian swallowtail)
Lineage: Eukaryota; Metazoa; Arthropoda; Insecta; Lepidoptera; Papilionidae
Exons: 9
Coding region: 698-6880 (2060 amino acids)
Biological process (GO): negative regulation of transcription by RNA polymerase II
Cellular component (GO): nucleus
Molecular function (GO): protein binding; transcription corepressor activity
Source: RefSeq, a predicted model, not a curated record